UUAGUGAAACAUUUAUUUUAGAAUCAACUUGUAUUUUUCAAGACUGAAACAACGAAAGGCAUUUCCUGAGGAACUGCAAGGAUGAGCAGCAUGAAAGGACAACAGUGGAGGACAUGUGGAACUUUAGUAGUGCUCCUUAUUUUUCAAGUUCAAAUUUUUGGUUUCAAUGUUGACAAUCAACCUGCAACUGAUGUCUGCUCAACACACACCAUUUUACCUGGACCAAAAGGGGAUGACGGUGAAAAAGGAGAUCAAGGAGAGGUUGGAAAACAUGGAAAAGUAGGCCCCAAAGGACCAAAAGGAAACAAAGGAGCAGUGGGGGAUAGUGGGGAUCAGGGAAUGAUUGGGAAAAUUGGCCCAAUCGGAGGAAAAGGUGACAGAGGAAUCAAAGGUUUAACUGGGGUGCCUGGAGGGAAGGGAAAAGCAGGCACAGUCUGUGAAUGUGGGAGAUAUCGCAAAGUUGUUGGACAACUGGAUAUUAAUGUUGCUCGACUCAAGACAGCCAUGAAAUUUGUCAAAAAUGUAAUAGCAGGAAUCAGGGAAACAGAUGAGAAAUUCUAUUACAUAGUCCAAGAAGAAAAGAGCUACAAGGAGGCCUUGACCCACUGCAGGAUCAGAGGAGGGAUGCUGGCAAUGCCGAAAGAUGAGGCAGCCAAUGCACUGAUUGCUGAUUACAUCUCCAAGAGCGGCCUCUUCCGCGUGUUCAUUGGGGUGAACGAUAUGGAAAAGGAAGGGCAGUUCAUGUAUGCAGACAACACUCCACUGCAGAAUUACAGCAACUGGAAGGAAGGGGAGCCGAAGAACACGUCUGUGCAUGAGGACUGCGUGGAAAUGCUCAGCACGGGAGAAUGGAAUGAUUCAGAGUGCCAUCUGGCUAUCUACUUUGUCUGUGAAUUCAAGAAGAGAAAAUAAAAUGCCAGAGUGCUUGCAGGGUAGCUUCUGGACCUGCUAUAAUUUCUCCUGAUUUAUCCAUUAGAGGUGAUGCUCUGGGCAGGGCUAGGAGGGAUAGGGCCUGAUGCUGCACUCACAUACACCAGUGUAAAGCAGGAGUAACUAUGUUUAAGUCAGUGGAGUUAUACUGGUGCACGUGGAGUCAGAAUCAGGCCUGCAGAGGGCUCCUAGCUUCCCAACUCAUGGGGAAUUUCAGUGAUUUUUAUUUGGGGUUUAAAGUUCUUGGGCUAAAUUUAGAACCAGCAUGAAUGAGUCUGACUCCAUUGCUGGAGUGACAGUAUGUGAAUAAUGGGGAAAGUAACUGGUGGAACAGCUUAUUGAAACGUUGCACAAACUCCACCGAGGGAGAAAGUGUGGCUUUUAGCCACACCAGCACUGCACUGGGGGUGGCGCACAACCACACUGCUCCACAGGCAGCACCAGCUGGUAGACUGCACCAGGGACGCACAAUAUUUUCUGCAGCUCCCUAGCUGUGUUAGGGAGUGGAGGAGUAGUGUGCAAUGUCCCUUUAAGAGCUGGGAAAAAUCUCCUGUACUGUCCCCGUGGUAGCUGGAUGGAUAUGCUGGCUGGUAUGGAGCAUCACUCCACCUGCUCCCCACCUCUCCCUGCCCAGUUGCUCUGAGGUAGGGGUUGCUGGGUCUGGGACUCCAGGGGGUGCUGGACCACUGCAUUGUUCAGCCUUUUUCUUUCCCUAGUAAUUGGCUGGCUGUGGUUUUGUUGGUUUGGUUUUUGGAUUGGGUUUUUUCCUCAGUUGCUUGGGGGAUGAGAGGUGAGCACCAAAAAUGUUUUCUGCCCUGGUCAGCUUACUGGCUAGGGCUGCUCCUGCUUGCAUGGGCAAGUGGUCAGCAAUGAAAGCAAAGGCUUUGCUAUCAGAUCCCAGCUAUUUAUUAUUCUACUUUGUCAUUUACCUAAGAGGCCAGAUUUUGAUACCCUUGCUGGUGCUUCCUCCCUGAGUACUCCUGGUGAAAUCAUUGGGGCGGCUCCAAGACCCUCUGUAGGAAAUACUCCAAGAUCAUUUGGAUAUCGGGCUUGAUUUUAACCAAGAUUUUAAAGAUGUGUAGGAUAUAACAUUUUAGAAAGUGAUUUAGGUGCUUAGGAGACUAAGGCUAUGUCAGUACUACUGCGGUAAGUCGACCUAGGCUAGGCAACUCCAGCUACGUGAAUAAUGUAGCUGGAGUCAAUGUACCUUAGGUCAAGUAACAUUUGGCAGUAACAUUUGUGUAUUUUUUUCCUUUAUAGAAAAAAAAAAGAGUUAAAUGUAAAAAUAUCCUACCUGUGCAUUCGUACAACAUUAUGGUUAACAUUAUGGUUAAGAUUUGGUUACUAACUUUUUAUUAAAGAUAACCAAAAUUUAAGGCAAUACAAUUAUUUUAUUAAUGUAUUAAAAGAAAGGUUGACAAGACAAAAAGUAGGUGAAAACAAUGGAGUUGAGACUCAGAGUAGUUUAGUUACAGUACAGUGGGAAUACCUAAAAUGUUUAUUCUGGUCCCAGAGAUAUUCACAAUUUCACAGAUAUUCCCUGAUUUUGGGAAAUAGAUAUUUAGGACAACCACUAGAUCUGCAAAUGUCUCUAGAACCAGAGUGAACUUGAAGUGCACCUACUGUAGAUUUUUACAUACACUGUCUUUAAUGUAUAUAUAGUAAAACUUAUACCCAUGAUCAUUUUAGCCUAUUUGGCCCAUCUUUCCUCAAACAGUUCAGCCAUUAAUCUCAUAUAGACAAUAAAUCCUUCCAUUUCCUUUAAUUCUUUUAUUCUGUUCAACUCAUGUUGACAGUUGGUAUUUGAUUUUGCAGCCAUAGUGAUGAAAUACAUUUCUUGGUCACAGUCAAAAGACUUCUAAACAGGUGCCUGUAUUUGUUUAAUUUCAAAUAAGAUCUUAAAGGUACACAAGUCAGAAAACCCAGCCAUUAUAACAAUCACAUGACAUGUACUAAGACAACUAACAACACUAUGUUCAGUAAUAAAAAUAGCACCUAGGCACUGAGGGAAAUGGACAAGUUACAUUUGCUUUGGAAAGCACUGGUGUGGGUUUUCUGGCUUUUAUGUGCUUAUAUUUUGCAUUUAAUUCAUUUUUAGUGUGAGCAAGAAUGUUGUGAAAGAAGGAAUGAGCAGGAUCAAAUGAGAGGCAUAAUGUUUGUUGCUUUCUGUUUGCACGGGAAGUGAGAACAACAUCUUGUAAAGGUAUUUUUGAACUCUUCCUGUUUAAUCACUACGUACUGUGUGCCUGACUCUGCAGUCAUCCCACCUCACCCUCUGAGUUUCUCCAUGCUGAUAUUUCAACAUACUGAGACAACAUUUCACUCUAAUUUUUAUUAGAAGGGUGGGGCUGAUAACAUGUAUGGUCCUGUUUUACAGACAAAAGUGGCAAGGCAGGAGAACAGUAAAGCAAACUAAAGAGAAACCACAAGAAGGAUUUGGUGGGGUGAGGAGAGCAUGCAUAUUCUUAGGCUCUGAUUCAGCAAAGCACUUGUAUAAUGCCCAAUUGUAAGUGUGUGUUCAAGUCCCAUUGAAGUCGUGUGUGUAAGUGUUUUGCUGAACAGAUGGAUUUAAGCAUGUGCUUAAAACAGUCCAGUGUUAUUUAUUCUUUUGGUCUUAUUAUUUAAAG
Gopherus evgoodei (Goodes thornscrub tortoise) is the source of this 3557-nucleotide messenger RNA. It is a transcript of the gene COLEC10, whose product is annotated as collectin subfamily member 10. Lineage: Eukaryota; Metazoa; Chordata; Testudines; Testudinidae. The record is from RefSeq and is a predicted model, not a curated record. Bases 82 to 912 code for a protein of 276 amino acids. The transcript is spliced from 6 exons.